AGGGACAGUUCUUGCUUCCAUUGCGUUGGUUCUUUCGAUAAACGUCCCUAAUCUUUGAUCCGAUUUCUCAAACCGGCUUCUCUACAAGGUGAUGCUACCAGCUGCAACCUCUGAUUGUGCUGCUCUCCAAACAAUAGCUUCCACCUUAUCUGGAGUCAUUCCCUAUUCGAUGUCUAUUGUGAAGUUACAAUUGUAAUGGCGUCAGAUGCACGGGUUUUUUAACCGAUUGUUAAGCUUAUCAGAUUGUUUUGAUUUCCCUUUGGCAACCGUUUUGUUUAAAGAUAGUUUCCUAGUGGUGAUUUGGAUUUGAAAAUCAACAACACAUCCUUUAGCCAGACAAGGAGACGGUACCAGAGAGGACCGCAUAGCUGCUCUUCGUUCCAGUAUAUCUUUUGCAACAGGGUACUAGAGAUCACUUAUGAUAAACCCCACACUUUUUGUCAGAUCAAAUUAGACGCUCGUGUGAUUCAACUCGGUUAUCUAUACUUGAUGUCCAGCUUGAUACCGGCAGUUUGGAGACUUUGGGAGUCCUUGGGCUCCUCGAUUCUGUAUUUCUCUUCAAGCAAGUCCAAGUCAAAUCAACCUAGAGAUUAUUCCGGUAAUCCAUAUAAACCUCCGAUUCCAGUACCAACUUCCUCUGCUAAUGAUUACGCUGGGUGUUUCCAUCCGGCAAGUUUCAACUGUGCUAACUCAAACCUCAAGUUGCUCUUGCACUUGGCCGAUCAUACCGUUUAUCAAAGAGGCAUCAAUUCUCUGGAAUUGAGUGAAUGUAGUCCUUAUGCGUUAUACGGAACCGUUGUAUUGGUUGUUUUGAAACCAAUUCAUAUUUCUUCGAUUCAAGUGUGUUUGAAAGGGUUUAAAUUCGAGACGGUUUUGGAGUUAUCUUCCAUUAAAACUGGAGCAAAUUCUUACGCUGAUGGUCAGAAAAAGAUUCAUUAUAAGAAAUUAUUGGAUGAUUGUUCAAUUUGGAAAUUUAACGAUUUAAAUUUCCAAAUUGGAAUUUAUACUUUCCCAUUCCAAUUUUUAAUUGAUCCUAAUCUACCGCCCUCCAUCUCUUCCAAUUAUAUCAAUAUUCAUUAUAAUAUUGAAGCUUUAAUCAAUUAUCAAACUUCUUAUUCAAGUCAAGUGUCAAAAGUCAAAUCAAUUAUAAACAUAGUCCGUUGUCUAUCUGAUAUUUCGAAUAAUAUCUUGAAUGAUCCUAUCCUUGCUUCGGGGAAUUGGAGAAAUUUAAUGAUUUAUCAAUUUCAACUACAAAAUAAAAUCGCUUUCCAAAAUUGUUUAUACAACGCCCUGAUACUUAUUCAUAAUAUUGAUGAUUCUUUAAUUUCUUUUCAUGUCCAUGCAGUUUCAAUUUAUCUAAUUCAAAGUUGUCAAUUUGAUAAGGUGGAAUACAAUGGAUUAAGACCAAUCUCUAAUGUCCCCUCUCAUCUUUCAAAGCAUUUCGAAUAUAAUAAAUUCUUAUUGUUGAAGAAAUUAGUGUCUAUGAAAGAUUUUGAAAUUUUACCAAAUGGCUCUUUCCAAUAUAUUUGUAAUUUCAAAAUCCCCUCUUGUCAAACUCCUUUUGAUGAAUCUUUUAAAAAUUUUAAAAAAUGUAUUUAUCCAACCAUUAAUAAUUCAAAUAAUGACGGGUUUACCACUUUUCAUAACUUGAAAAUUUGCUUGGAAGUUAGUGAAUCUAAACAGCCAAGGCAUCUACCUAAAAAGAGAACCUGGAGUGAUUCUUCUGGCAAAUCUUCUGAUUUAGAUGAUAUUUCUCCUUCUCAAUCAACUUCCUUCCCCCAGUCAACUAUUAUCCCAGGUUAUUCAACUUAUCAUCAAAGGAAAAAUUCAGGCUCAAAAUUUAAAAAAACUGAAUUAUCCUUCACUGUUCCCAUCUUCUUACUAACUUCCCAAUCUUGUCAGUCUUCUAAGAAUCCGCCGCUUUACUCUCAUAUCUCUUCAGAUGAUUCAUUUACCAAAAUCCAUGAUGAUUUGAAUUCUUUAAUCCCAAAAAAUCAAUUCAAAUCUAAAUAUAAUAAUGGUAUAAUACCUCCAAAUUACUCGAAUCAACCUUGA
Molecule: messenger RNA, 2055 nt
Organism: Hyphopichia burtonii NRRL Y-1933
Lineage: Eukaryota; Fungi; Ascomycota; Pichiomycetes; Serinales; Debaryomycetaceae
Exons: 1
Coding region: 490-2055 (521 amino acids)
Source: RefSeq, a predicted model, not a curated record